AUGGCGAUGAUGCUUCUAGUAUGUGUUGUAGUCGGAUUUACCUUGUGCUCGGGUUUCCCGUCCACGGAGAAAGAAGCAGACAAAGAAGAAAUAGUACAAAUCAAAUUAAUAUUUCCGAACAACGGGGGAAAAGACGAACAUGGAAAACAAAAGCGGUCUUCGGACCUCUUUCCUCAGACACUCUCCUUCCGGUUCCGGCUCAAUAAUAAGGACGUCAUUAUGGACCUCGAGAGGAAUACCAUGGCAAGCGUGCCGCCCAUAAUGAGAAUAGACAAACUUCGACCAAUUUAUGACACUAAACCGGACAUACAGAGAAACUUUGCGCUCUACCAGGGAUUGGGAAUGGGUGCCUCGGCCCUGGUUCGAUUCCCUUUCGAUGAUGUCAGUAAAUUCGAGCUGCACGCGAGCUACAAACACGGAUCCGAUUGGUAUGCCAUAGAACCGCUUUCUACAACCAGUCGGCGGAAGCGGUCUGGGGUGCCCCUCCAUACCGUGGAGACUUUACCAACCACACAAGCGACCACCACAUUGCCUCCGGACGCUGACCAGCUGGUAGCUGACCACAAGGUGACCGUAUUGAACCCAGAUAUACAGCUUGGUUCAUUCUUCAACGACAUGAUUGUGAUACAAGACGACCAGAAUGUAUCCUCCGAUGACCCUCUUGAUCCAUUCCCUAUUCUACGACUGGGAGAAGGACAAUAUUCCAUACCAAUGGUGGAUCUCGAAUCGUUUCCUCAUAAUCGAAAGAAAAGGCAAUCCACAUGGGAUAAUCGGAAGCCCAGAGACAGGCGACAGUUACCAAAGAAAUACGUAGAGUAUUUGGUCGUGCUCGACUACGCUAACUUCUACAAAUGGCAUCAAGUUGCUGCUGGUACUACAGAAGACGACCGUUACAAUAACGCCGUGAACGCACUUGUCCAAUAUUACCUGUUUGUUACUAAUGGGAUAGACGUGAGAUUCCAGUCGGCCCAGACAUCACAGGGUGAUCUGAGAGUUACCUUAGCGGGGUUCGUCAUUGCAACUGACAGGUCGGAAUCUCCCUGGACCGAGAACAAUAAAAUUAAUGGAGUAGCAGUGUAUGAUGGGAAGUGUCUGGAAGAUUUUGCAAAAUGGAUCAACUCACAAGGAGCGUCACUUCCUGUACAUGAUCACGCAGCUUUGUUUACUGGACUCGACCUUUCUCUCUCUGCUCAAGACACUUCAACCAUAGGUAUUUCCUACCUAAGCCGAGUGUGUAUGUCGUUUUCUGCUUCCGUCAACCAGGAACCAUAUAAUGCUUUAUCUAUUCACAUAUCUGCUCAUGAACUUGGACACAGUCUUGGUGCUACCCAUGAUGCCAGCAACGGCGGAAGUUGUUCAAGUGCUCUUCACUAUCUUAUGGCGCCUCGUCUUCCGGCCGUUAACGAAAUUCUUGCAUCGAAUCCCUAUCAGUUCUCGUCCUGUUCGAGAUUACAGAUAGGUACAUACCUCAGCAGAUUGGGAAGUGACUGCCUAUCAAACGUGCCUGACAUUCUGGGUAUGGUUACUCUAACUGAGAAACCAGGAAAUGUAUAUCCCGUGGAUCAGCAAUGUCACACCCUUCCAGAUCAGAACUGGGUCAUAUGUAGAGAGAGCUAUAUUAACUACCCAUUGAAAUGGGGUACAAUUUGUUACCAGUUGGAGUGUCGACGUGUGGGCACAAACACUUGUAUCAAUCGUCGUCAGGCCUAUGAUGGAACACCGUGUGGAUACAUGAAAUGGUGUGAAAAGGGACGCUGCGUGAGUUCCCAACAGUCUGUUUCAAGGUCAGAAAUUUGUCCACUCGGAGAUGACCUUACCUACGGCUGUCAGGCAACUCAAUGUUCUAGAUACAGUCACAACAUCCGUGCGGGGACCUGCUGUACAACUUGUCUUGAGUCAACGACAACUACUACAACGACAACGACAACUACAACACCGACAACUACCACAACAACACCAACAACUACCACUACCACACCGACAACUACCACUACCACACCAACAACGACCACUACCACGCCGACAACUACCACUACCACACCAACAACGACCACUACCACGCCGACAACUACCACAACAACACCGACAACCACCACAACAACACCGACAACGACAACUACAACACCGACAACGACAACAACAACACCGACAACUACCACUACAACACCGACAACUACCACAACAACACCGACAACUACCACAACAACACCGACAACAACCACUACAACACCGACAACCACCACAACAACACCGACAACCACCACAACAACACCGACAACGACAACUACAACACCGACAACUACCACUACAACACCGACAACUACAACAACAACCCCAACAACUACCACUACAACACCGACAACGACAACGACAACAACAACACCGACAGCAACCACUACCACACCGACAACAACCACUACAACACCGACAACGACAUCUACAACACCAACAACUACCACUACAACACCGACAACUACCACUACAACGCCGACAACCACCACAACAACACCGACAACAACCACUACAACACCGACAACAACCACUACAACACCGACAACGACAACUACAACACCAACAACCACCACUACAACACCAACAACUACAACACCGACAACUACCACAACAACACCACGAGACAGGUCGAAAGAUCCAAUGAGUUCCUUUGAAUUACGAGAACUGGUAUCACAUUUUAUCGCUCUUGCCAUGAUCGUUUAA
Molecule: messenger RNA, 2715 nt
Organism: Ylistrum balloti
Lineage: Eukaryota; Metazoa; Mollusca; Bivalvia; Pectinida; Pectinidae
Exons: 18
Coding region: 1-2715 (904 amino acids)
Biological process (GO): proteolysis
Molecular function (GO): metalloendopeptidase activity
Source: RefSeq, a predicted model, not a curated record